AGACACGCCAUGACCCGAUGAGUCUCUUCUCUUCCUUUAUCAUCGAGCCCGUCGUGCGCCAUGCUCGCCGCUUCUCAGGCGUGGUUGCGCCAAGCGAGGCGAGUGACAACGGACGUCGGCCUGAGCCUCCUCUAGCAUGUGACAAUCACGACUCUCCGCCCAACCCACGCCCGCAUCGCGACACUGCACCUGGAGCCACCACGCCCGGCGCGCGUCAGGAGAAUAUUGCCCACGCAGACCCAGCCGCGCGCCCCACUGCCCCGGCCGGCCCGUUUGGACGCUUCUCGUCCUUGUCCCAGCCGCCUCACAGCGCUGCUGUUGCCACAGACGAGGAGCGCCAUGACCGACACCGCCUCGUCGAAAUGUCCACGAAUCCAUCCCACCCUCUCGCCGAGCAGUUCCGCCGCCUGCAAGUAGACGCCGAGCCCUCGCAGGCACCGCGCCCCGCCAGCAUCGCCAGCCAGAAUGCUGUCCCAGCAUCGGAAGCGCUGCCUGCAGACGAUGGCAUGGCCCAUCUCCGCAUGCGCAUCCACGAGAUCAGGGCCCUCGACAUCUCGGACCAGGAGCGCGCCCGCAUGGUGCACAACCUCAUGACGGAGAAGUACAACUUCAUGCGCCCGACGUCGCCAGCCAGCCUGGUGUCACACGACCGCCCCUUCACCCCCGCCUCAGGCGAGUCUCUCUUCUCUGAAGUACAUGCGUCGUCGCCGUACUCGUCCACCUCGGAUGCCGACCUCGAUGCAGCGUACAACCUGCGCGAAGGGGACACCCGCCCUACCUACCGACCGCAGCACCACCAGCACAGCGCAGAGCAGGCCGAGGAAGACGAGGACGAUGUUGCCGAGGGAGAGUUUGUCCUUGGCUGCCAGCACUACAAGCGCAAUGUCAAGGUGCAAUGCUUCGAGUGUCGCCGUUGGUACACGUGUCGACAUUGCCACGAUGCCGUCGAGGACCACAAUCUGAACCGAAAGAUGACACAGCACAUGCUGUGCAUGGCGUGUGGCACGCCCCAGAAGGCGAGCGAUACCUGCAAAAACUGCGAGACGCAGGCUGCAUGCUACUAUUGCGACAUUUGCAAGUUGUGGGACAACAACAGUAAAAAGAAAAUCUACCAUUGCCCAGACUGUGGCAUUUGUCGAAGAGGGGAAGGUCUGGGCAAGGACUUUUAUCACUGCAAGAGUUGUAACGUCUGCAUGUCCAUUUCCCAUGCAACCUCACACAAGUGCCUGCCACGCGCAACUGAAGGUGAUUGCCCCAUCUGCGGUGACCACCUCUUCACCUCAUCUACUGCUGUUGUCUCAAUGCCCUGUGGCCAUUAUCUGCACAAAGGCUGCUACAACCUCUACAUGCAGACUGCGUACAAAUGUCCCAUAUGCAAGAAGAGCGCCGUGUGCAUGGACCUGCAGUGGCAGAAAUUGACGCAGGCAAUUGAAGGCCAACCCAUGCCAGAGCAGUUUGCAAAUACGCGAGCGGUUGUCCAGUGCAACGAUUGCUCUGCCAAGUCGUCGGUCAAGUACCACUGGCUUGGCAACCAAUGUGCCUCAUGCGACUCUUACAACACCAACGAGCUUCGCAUUCUGAAUGGGCCAGAGAGUGAGGAAGCUGCCAACGCGAUACUAGACGCCGACAUAGAUUCGGGGUCGCGAUCGCCCGUAAGCGUCAGCUCUCCCUCGUCACAAGCGCCGCUUCGUUCGCCUCGAUAUUAUUUCCAACCGGACGAGCCAGAAGAGACAUGGCUUCCAGGUCAACUGCCCUCUUUCCCCUUUCAAAUGCCGCAGUUUCCGGGAAGGCCUCGGAUGCCGCAGAUGCCUCAAUUUCCGUCUCUACCCAACUUCCCACAGAUACCUCAAUUUCCACAGAUACCCCAGUUUCCGCAAAUGCCGCAGAUGCCACAGAUGCCUCAAAUGCCUGAUGCUGCACAGCAAAUGCUUGAACGAGUCCGUAGAUCAUUUGAUACUUACCUGAAUCCAACUGGAGACGUUCGAGCUGAAGAUGUACCAAUCAUUGAUCUUGGAGAUGAGGAAAGUACUGAGCGAUCCGCGACGGAUGGCACCAAGGUCAAAGAGCCUUCUCUGCCUCAGUAUGUGUUGGAGCGGCUUACGCAGUCUUUGGUGCGAUUCAGGAACGACCUGAACCCAGCGUUGUUUGAAGACAUUCCAAGCCUGGACUUGGCGGAAGAUCACGAUCACGACCCCGAUGGGCUGGAGUUCUGGGGUGAAGACGGCGGACGCCUGAAUCGCUUUGUCGCCGGCGACGAGGGGGAUGACGAGGACGACGAGGACAGUAGCAGCGAUGAGAGCGAACACUUUGACGACGACGAUCAGGACGAGGAUGAUGAUGACGACGAAAUGGACAAGAAGAAACACAGCAAAAAGGAGUUUGACCUGCCGGGUCAUGUCUAAGGUGCGGUACGGGCGUUUUGGGCAUGAUGAAAAAGCGUAUACUGUAUAUCGUUGUGUGAGCGGAUGAUUUAUUGGUUCGGCGUUAUUUCGGUUUGAUCCCUAAAAUCUUCAGAAAACGCAUUGUAGAUAGAUACGGAUACCCCAAUAAUG
Exserohilum turcica Et28A is the source of this 2552-nucleotide messenger RNA. RefSeq lists its product as uncharacterized. Gene Ontology annotation, biological process: protein ubiquitination; ubiquitin-dependent protein catabolic process. NCBI's taxonomy places the organism in Eukaryota, Fungi, Ascomycota, Dothideomycetes, Pleosporales, Pleosporaceae. The transcript has 2 exons. The coding region runs from base 18 to 2402 and encodes 794 amino acids. The record is from RefSeq and is a predicted model, not a curated record. Gene Ontology annotation, molecular function: zinc ion binding; ubiquitin protein ligase activity. Gene Ontology annotation, cellular component: nucleus.